UUCAUUAGAAUUAAUUCUAUGCAAAUUUUUGAAUUUUGCAGUUGAUACUACUGCUGAUAUUUUCGAGUCUAUGUUAAAGUUAACCUUGUUCUUGGCCUACUUUGUCAGUAACGAUGCAGGGGAGCAAGCUCGAUAUUUCCAAGGGAUGAUGCGUGGAUAAUGGAACAGAUUUUCUGUAUAAGAUAUUUCAUUAUUUUCACAUAUUUUCUUCAGAAUUUUAUUAACAUUUUACCACGUUUCAAAACGUAGAAUUUAAUUAAUAAAACGUCCAAUAAUGUAAAAAAGAUGCAAACAUUAUUUAUAAAUACUGAACAGUUAAUUUGGGUGACAUAAAAAAACGCAUAUGAAUCACAAGAAGUGUUGCAAAAUAAUUACAAAUGCAUGUGAAUUGUAAUUUUCUUGCAUUUACAAUAUUUUAGAUAAAUACGAGAUGAAUACAAUUACUUGAAAAUUUUCAUUCGCAUACUUUUAAGAUAAAUCUUAUUUAUCUAUAUCAGUUAAAUAUUUAUGAAUACUUACUAAUCACAGUCUCUAUUUUUGAAUUACAAUAUUAAUUAUUUUGUUAAACUCAAACACACAUAGUUCAUGCAGUUCUAUGUAGAUAUGAUAGAUAAAACUAAAAGUUGUCGAAUGGCAACUGAACGCAGUUGGAUAGAGGCAACUUUUCAAAAAAGAGAAUGUUCAAAAUUUAUUCCAAGUGCAGAUGAUGAACACAAGUUUAUGCAAGUAAAAGGAGAUAAGAAUGCUGAAUAUGAUGUGAUUACCACUUCCAGAUGUUGUUGUGGAUAUUCUUAUACUCAUCACUGCAGAGUUGGUAUAGAUGUUCAAAGUUACACUCUUAGCAAUACCAAAGAAAAAGAUCGGGAACAAUGGUCUCCCGCUAAAAAUACGCGUCCAUUUCCUACAGAUGCAUAUGGUACCAUUGAGUUUCAAGGUGGACCUCAUCCAACUAAAGCCCAAUAUGUGAGACUUGCUUAUGAUACAAGACCAGAACCAAUAGUACAUUUAUUAUGUCGAGAAUGGAAUUUGGGAUUACCUAAAUUACUCAUAACUGUGCACGGUGGUCGUUCUAAUUUCGAACUACAGCCUACUUUGAAAAAAGUUUUGCGAAAAGGUUUAUUAAAAGCUGCAAAGACAACUGGAGCAUGGAUAUUUACAGGUGGAACCAAUACAGGUGUAACAAGACAAGUUGGAGAUGCUCUGCUAUUAGAAAGAUCUCAAAGACAAGGUCGUGUUGUAAGCAUUGGCAUAGCACCAUGGGGAAUUUUAGAUAAAAGUCACGAACUUGUAGGCCGUGGAGGCGAAGUAUCUUAUGAUUGCCUUUCAUCUCCAUGGUCUAAAUAUGCAGUUUUAAACAAUCGCCAUGCAUAUUUUUUAUUAGUCGAUAACGGUACCGGUGGUCGAUAUGGUGCAGAAAUUGUGUUACGUAGAAGAUUAGAAAAAUAUAUUUCAAAUUUAAAAUUACAGCCAUAUACACAUAGCAGUAUUCCUGUUGUGGCGUUAGUCAUCGAAGGAGGUACAAAUACAAUUCGAUCAGUUUUAGAAUACGUCACAGACGUUCCACCUGUUCCUGUAGUAGUCUGUGAUGGCUCGGGUCGCGCAGCUGAUCUCAUUGCUUUUAUGCAUAAAUAUGCAUCUGAAGGAGAUGGAGAAAACGCAGAUAUCGAGGGACCAUUAGAAAGUAUGAGAGAACAUCUUUUAGAUACAAUAAAACGCACUUUCAAAGUAUCUGCCGAACAAGCAUCGCAAUUGUACUCUGAAUUACUACAAUGUACGCGUAAGAAGCACUUGAUAACAGUAUUUAGAAUAAGUCAAGAGCGACCACAAGAACUCGAUCAAACGAUUCUAACAGCUUUAUUUAAGUCUAAACAAUUAUCCCCAGCUGAACAACUAUCAUUAUCUUUAAUUUGGAAUAGAGUAGAUAUAGCACGUUGUGAAAUAUUUGUAUAUGGGCAAAAUUGGCCACCAGGUGCUUUAGAGCAGGCAAUGAUGCAAGCUCUGCAACACGAUCGUAUUGAUUUUGUGAAACUUCUUUUAGAAAAUGGAGUUUCUAUGCGUAAAUUUUUAUCUAUACCUCGACUCGAAGAAUUAUAUAAUACCAAAGAAGGUCCAUCAAAUACAUUGGGUUACAUUCUUCGCGACGUUCGACCAAAUAUUCCACGAGGUUAUAUGUAUACUUUACAUGAUAUCGGUCUUGUAAUAAAUAAAUUAAUGGGUGGAGCGUAUCGAUCUCAAUACACACGCAGGAGAUUCCGUAUGAUUUAUACCAAAGUAAUGAAAAGAUCUGGAGCACAUCCUCAACAUUUACAUCGAAAUAGCUGUGUAUUGGGUAACACUACUCGUUACUAUUCAGGAUCUGGUAGCAAACAGGAUAGCUUAACGAUGAGUUUGCUUGCUGAAACGUUGCCGGCUAAUAGAGAUACACCGCUUUUUGAUUAUCCAUUCAAUGAAUUGCUUAUAUGGGCUGUAUUAACGAAACGUCAGCAAAUGGCUCUCUUAAUGUGGCAACAUGGAGAAGAAGCUUUAGCAAAAGCAUUAGUUGCCCUUAAAUUGUAUAAAGCCAUGGCACAUGAGGCUGCUGAGGAUGAUCUUGAAACAGAAGUUUAUGAUGAAUUACGAAGUUAUGGAAAAGAAUUUGAAAAUAUUGCUUUGGAAUUAUUAGAUUUUUGUUAUCGUCAAGAUGACGAUCAAACGAAACAACUAUUAACAUCUGAACUCCAAAAUUGGUCUGGUCAAACGUGUCUUUCAUUAGCAGUCACGGCCAAUCAUCGACCUUUAUUAGCACAUCCUUGUAGUCAAAUCAUUUUAGCUGAUUUGUGGAUGGGUGGUCUUCGUACAAGAAAAAAUACGAAUUUAAAAGUCGUACUUGGAUUGAUUUGUCCAUUUUAUAUAAUAUGUUUGGAAUUUAAAAGUCGCGAGGAAUUGCAAUUGAUGCCUCAAACUCAAGAAGAACAUCUAAUCGCUCUUGAAGAUGAGAAAGAAGAUAGUGAUUCAGAACAUGGUGUACCAACAGGUCCAGAUGUCGAGAAACGUCAGCGCAGGAGCCUGAGCGUACGCAACAAAUCCAGCAGCCAACAAGGCGCUAAGUUAUCAUCAAGGAAAACUUCUAUUUAUUCAGUAUCGGAAUCCGUACCGGCUUUAAUUAGCAACGAACAUACUACAACUAUUGUGAAGGAAACAAUUGUACAAGAAAAUGGUAAAGUACUAACUGAUAAUGAUGAUGGAAUUCAUCGUGCAUAUGGUAUUCAUUCUGAUUACUAUGAUAUCAAGAAUAGUAGGCCAUUAAGAUUGAGGAAAAAAUUGUAUGAAUUUUAUACAGCUCCAAUUACAAAAUUUUGGGCGAAUGCUAUAGCAUAUAUGAUAUUCCUAGUUCUGUUUUCAUACUCUAUUCUCAUACACAUGGAUGAUCAUCCAUCAUUAGCAGAAAUUUAUGCAAUUGCAUAUAUUUGUACAUUAGGAUGUGAAAAAGUACGCGAAAUUGCAACAUCUGAGCCAGCUACUCUUUCGCAUAAAUUUAGUGUAUGGGCGUGGAAUAUGUGGAAUCCCUGUGACGCAGCUGCUAUUAUAUUUUUUCAAAUUGGUUUGGCUUUGCGCUUAAGACAUUCUACUCUUGAUGUCGGUCGUGUUAUUUAUUGUGUCGACUGUAUUUAUUGGUACUUACGAAUACUAAACAUCCUUGGUGUAAAUAAAUAUUUUGGUCCUUUAGUUACAAUGAUGGGAAAAAUGGUAAAAAAUAUGACAUAUUUUGUGGUACUUUUAAUAGUGGUAUUACUGAGUUUUGGAGUUACUAGACAGGCAAUUUUGAAUCCUAAUGCUGAACCUAAAUUUAGAAUUAUUCGUGAUAUAUUUAUGGAACCAUAUUUUAUGUUAUACGGAGAAGUAUAUGCAGACAACAUAGAUCCUGAUUGCGGAGAUGAGCCAGGAAUGAUUCCAUGCUUACCAGGCCGCUGGAUCACACCAGCUGUAAUGUCUAUUUAUCUUUUAAUUGCAAAUAUAUUAUUGAUAAAUCUUUUGAUUGCGGUUUUCAAUAAUAUUUUCAAUGAGGUAAACGCGGUGGCGCACCAAGUUUGGAUGUUCCAACGUUUUACUGUUGUUAUGGAGUACGAACAAAAACCAGUUUUACCCCCUCCACUCAUUGUAGUUUGUCACAUAUAUCUGGUGGUGAAAUAUUUGCUGCGAUAUAUAACACAAGGAAAAGCAAGCAGUGGUGAAACAUACGACAAUGGAUUGAAGUUAUUCUUAGAAGCAGAUGACAUGGAACGUCUCUAUGAUUUUGAGGAAGAUUGUGUUGAAGGAUAUUUUCGUGAGCAAGAAUUGAAAUUGCAAAUGUCUACAGAAGAACGUGUUAAAAUUACUACAGAAAGAGUAGAGAAUAUGCAUUCAAAGAUCGAAGAUAUUGACAAAAAAGAAAAUACUCAAAAUGCUUCACUUCAGGCAGUAGAAUUUCGUAUCCGCAAAUUAGAAGAAUUAAAUGAACAGACUUUGGCACAUUUAGGAGUUAUCCACCGAUUCAUGGCUACUCAUAUGCCCAAUAUAGAGGGUUUAUCAAAUUUUGAUAUAGAGGGUCGCCAGCGUAGAAUAUCAGAACGUUCAGAAGUUCUCUCAGAGACAGAUUCUCAUACACAAUUACCGACUAUCACGGCUAAACGCAAAAGAUUAGUUCGAUCGAUGACUGAUGCCACGUUUCUCAAUUUAGGCCCAUCAUUAGAUGAUGAUAUAAUGAAACAUUCAGAAACUAUUACGUCUCGUGAAAACUUGAGUAGAAAUGAAUCUUCUAUAAGUGGAGAUGGACAUAUUAUUCAAGAUGAUAUAAAAACAAUCACAAGCCAGGAAACUGAAUUUAGCAAAAUCGAUGGUGAAAGAGAAACUAUAAAAAAAGAUUCACAAUUGGAUAGUAGAGAGACAAGCAGAGAACCAAGUGAAGAGCCAAGUAGUAAAGAACCAAGCACGGAUCCAAGUAGACAAACAAGUAGAGAAUUGAGUAGAGAAACUAGCAAAGAUGCUACAAGUAAAGAACCGAGUAGAGAAGCCAGCAGUGAAGCACCAGCUUCAGAACCUAUUAGACAAGAUUCUAUAGAACGACCCAUCAGACAGAACAGUAGAACGCGUUCAGAAUCAGAUGAUAUAAUGAUAUUACCUUCCAACAUACCAAGAGGUGUGACCUGGGCGGAACCACGUGUUGCAGUAAUUCCAUCAGUGUCUUCAACAAAUACGCAAAGAUCUAUUCUACUAGCUAUGCGUGCUGAAUAUACAAGUAUAACAGAUGAGUUGGAAAGUUAUUGUGGUCUUUUAAGUCCACCUCGAACACCGCCAAUUUCUCCACCACCUUCAAGGGUUAGAAACUUAUCCGAAAUGUCAAAUCCUGAAAUGGCUUGGCAAAUUGAGAAUGAACAUUUACGUGAUGCUGAGGAAUGCGAUUAUCAACAGAUGGAAGAUCUAAUACAGAGGAGAUACAUUGCAGAUGACGAACCUUUGCAUGUUUCGGAUGAAGCUAGCGGUGGUUCAUUCUUCAUAUCGAAUGAACAUAGACAUCAACUUCGAAGAAUUUCUGCUAUUGAUGAAGAGUCACGAAGACCUCCUCCUACUAUUAGCGUGACCAGGGAAAUUGAACAAACGCUUUCAAGACCACCAAUUCGAGAUUCGGAAAAUUCAGAUCCAAAUGAUAAGAAUUUGAAUACGGUACCUGCCCCAGCAUCAGAAACUAUGUGUUAAAUGGUACAAUUGUCUGCAGGUAAUCUUAUUUUAAUAUAUUUUACGAAUUGAUUUGAUUCAAUGAGAUUGUACAAGUUGAAGCUACAAUGAAAUAUAUUUUCAGUUAUGUUCAUAUUUUAUUCAUUUUAAUGUUGAAAUGU
Apis florea (little honeybee) is the source of this 5852-nucleotide messenger RNA. RefSeq names its product transient receptor potential cation channel, subfamily M (gene Trpm). Lineage: Eukaryota; Metazoa; Arthropoda; Insecta; Hymenoptera; Apidae. Gene Ontology annotation, biological process: metal ion transport; protein tetramerization; monoatomic cation transmembrane transport. Gene Ontology annotation, molecular function: monoatomic cation channel activity. The record is from RefSeq and is a predicted model, not a curated record. Gene Ontology annotation, cellular component: plasma membrane.